AUGGCAGUGGUACUAUCCUCAGCUAAGAGCUUGAUUUCUCUAUUCAAAGAUGAAGACCCAGUAAUGAAAGCGUUCGCGCUCCAAAAACUGUCAGACGUAGCCCAAUAUUUUUGGCAUGAAAUCGCCAGCCAGCUUCAAGAGAUCCACAGGCUAGCAUUAGACCCAUCUUAUCCUCAUCAUGAGCUGGCGGCUUACUUAGCAGCUCAAAUCCACUAUCAUUUAGAAAACUAUACAGAAGCCCUUCAAUUGGCCUUGGAAUCCGGCCACUAUUUCAACAUAUCAUCCAAAACAGAUUUUACUCAGACACUAGUCUCUCGAUGCAUCGAUCAAUAUGUUGAGAUCCAAGUAUUCUUUUUAUAAUAAAUAUACUAUUUUGCUUAUAUAUUUGCUUCAAAAUAAUCGUUUUUUUUAAACAGAAUAAAAAUUACGAAGCUAAAAACCCUGAAGAUCGAGUCCCAGUCAACGAGAAGAUGGAGUUUGUCGUCGAACAGAUGUUUGACAGAUGCUUCCUUGAUGGAGAAUUCAAGCAAGCAAUUGGCAUUGCAAUUGAGGCCAGAAGACUGGACAAGCUUGAAAUUGCCAUUGUUAAAUCCAAUAAUAUCAAGGCUUUGCUUCAGUAUACAUAUGGGAUCGUUAAAGAUAUUAUCAUCCCUAGAGAAUUUAGAAAAGACAUUGUAGGCUGCUUGGUAAAAUUGCAUAUGUCAUUGGCUGACUUAGAUUAUGGAGCAAUCACUGAAUGCAAAUUUUUCUUAAACGACUCACAAGCGGUCAGUGACAUGCUUACUAAUUUGAUAGAAAACGAGCCUUUGUUAGCUUUACAACUGAGUUUUGACUUGGUAGAAAACCAAAAUCAGCUAUUUCUCAAUGAAAUUUCUAAAUGCUUAUCACAGACUCAGCCAAGAGACCAAACAGCAACAGCAAUGAGAGAUAGAGUGAUUUUAGUAUUAACAGGAAGAUCGACAAUCGAUAUUAAUUUAGAUUUCUUGAAAACUAAAAACAAUUCAGACAAACUUAUCAUCAACAAAGUCAAAACCAUCGUCGAAUUCAAAAACUCAGUCACACACGGUGCUGCAAUUUUCGCAAAUGCUUUUAUGCACGCUGGGACCUCUGAUGAUAGCUUUUUAAGGGACAACCUAACCUGGGUCGCCAAAGCUACAAAUUGGUCAAAAUUCAGUGCAGCUGCUUCUUUAGGUGUCAUUCAUCGUGGCAAUAUUUCAAAAGCGUUAGAAAUACUUAAGCCCUAUUUGCCAACUGAUGGUAGAGCUUCAACAGGAAGCCAAUACUCAGAAGGAGGAGCAUUGUACGCAAUGGGACUUAUUCAUGCCAAUUAUGCGUUGCCAGAAGCCGUGAAUUUUAUAUUAAACUCUUUGUCAGGAAACUCUAGAAAUGAAGUAAUUCAGCAUGGAGCUUGCUUAGGCCUUGGUUUAACCACAAUGGCAACUCAUGAUAUGACGAUGUUUGAGCAUCUAAAAAAUGUUCUUUAUACAGAUUCAGCUAAUUCAGGUGAAGCAGCUGCUUAUGCAAUGGGCCUCGUCAUGCUUGGUUCUGCUAGUGAAGCUGCUAUUAGUGACAUGCUGGCAUAUGCUCACGAAACUCAGCAUGAAAAAAUCAUCAGAGCUCUAAACUAAACUAUUAAUUAUGACCACAAUACUUAUCGUCUAGCCUUUUUAUAUAAUUCUUCUAGCUCUCCAAUUACCUCUUCCCAUCUCUUGGCAGAUUUCUUUCAAUAAAUCCUCAGAGCUCUAGGAAUUGGCCUUUCAUUGGUCAUGUACAGACGUGAAGAAGAAGCUGACACCUUAAUCACACAGCUGCUCACUGAUAAAGAUCCUAUUUUAAGAUAUGGUGCUGCUUAUACCAUGGCUACUGCAUAUGUUGGCACCUCAAACGCAAAAAUCAUAAAAAAGCUUCUCCAUAUUGCUGUUAGUGACGUAGACUACGAUGUCAGAAAAGCUGCAGUCACUGCAAUUGGAUUUGUGCUCCAUAGAAUGCCUGAACAAGUACCAAAAGUUGUAGCGCUUCUGUCUGAAAGCUAUAACCCUUACGUCAGACAAGGAUCUGCCAUUGCGAUUGGAAUUGCUUGUGCAGGAAACCCUAUCCCUGAAGCAUUGAAUAUUUUGGAAACCUUGACCACAGACAGUGUUAAUUUUGUGAGGCAGUCCGCCUUUAUUGCUAUGGCUAUGGUUUAUAUGCAGCAGACUAAAACCACCGCGAAUAAGGUUGAUAAAUUUAGAGAAAAAAUUGAUAAAAUAGUCAAUGAAAAGCACCAGGAUGUUUUGACAAAGAUGGGAGCAAUUGUGGCACUUGGAAUUCUUGAUGCAGGAGGAAGAAAUAUGACAAUUGCAUUGGACUCGAAAUCAGGGAACAAUAGAGCUGCUGCAACUGCAGGGUUGGUGCUUUCACUUCAGUUUUGGUAUUGGUUUCCAAUGCUCCAUAUGUUUUGUCUGUCAUUUAGUCCUUCAGGAUUAAUUGGGGUGAAUUCAGACCUCCAAGUUCCCAAAUAUCCUUUAUUAUAAAAAUACACAUUUUUAAGAAUUAUUAUUAAAAAAAUACUUUUACAGUCAAAAGCAAAGCCAAGCCUUCUCAAUUUGGCUAUCCACCAAAGACAGAAGUUCCUUCCAAUGAAAAAGCUGGAAAAAUUGCAUCAGCGGUAUUAUCAACCACAAAUAAAGUUAAAGCAAGAGCAGCUGCAAAAAGAGGGGAAAAGUCAAUGGAUAUUGUAGAAGCGAAACCUGAAGAAGAGAAAAAGGAGGAAGAAGUAAAAAAAGAAGAACCAGUGAUUAUAGAGCCAGAAGAAGAAAUUUUGACGAAUCCAAGCAGAGUGCUGCCAAGCCAAGAAGGCGUAAUUGAAUUUUUGGAGGAUAGUAGAUAUCUGCCAGUCAUCAGAGAUAGAAAAUGCGGGAUCAUUAUGAUUAGGGAAAAUAAGCAAUAUGUCCAAGAGGAAAAAGCAAACGUAGCUCUGGAUACGACGAAUAUGGAGACUGAAGCUAUGCCUGAAGAGUUUGUUUUUGACCCUGAAAUCCAGAAAGAUCACCAUUAA
Molecule: messenger RNA, 3037 nt
Organism: Blepharisma stoltei
Lineage: Eukaryota; Ciliophora; Heterotrichea; Heterotrichida; Blepharismidae
Source: the annotation of a GenBank genome assembly